GCCCGCCCACAGCAACGGCUUGUCCGGUGAAACUGGCGGAGAGUUUGUUUACCUUCGACAGCGGCGGCUGCUGGGCGCUGUCUGUCUUUCUGUCCGCCCGCCCGCCCGCCUACCUACCUACCUCGAGUAGUUUAUAUAAUUGCACGGCUUUUGAGCAAUGGCUACCAGCUUUAGGAAAGCUACUGUAGGAUCUUCACAGCGCAAAAAAUCUGGGCCAAAACCGGAUCUCACAGAAGAACAAAAGCAAGAAAUCAGAGAAGCUUUUGAUUUGUUUGACACUGAUGGUACAGGAACUAUUGAUGUAAAAGAAAUCAAGGUUGCCAUGCGAGCCUUAGGGUUUGAACCGAAAAAAGAAGAAAUUAGAAAGAUGAUUUCAGACAUUGAUAAGGAAGGAUCUGGUACCAUCGAUUUCAAUGACUUCUUAGCUAUGAUGACUCAGAAAAUGAGUGAGAAAGACUCCAAAGAAGAAAUUUUGAAAGCCUUCAGGUUGUUUGAUGAUGAUGGAACAGGCAAGAUAUCAUUCAAAAACCUGAAAAGAGUUGCUAAAGAACUAGGAGAAAAUCUGACCGAUGAGGAAUUGCAGGAAAUGAUAGAUGAAGCUGAUCGGGAUGGCGAUGGUGAGAUAAAUGAACAGGAAUUUUUGCGGAUUAUGAAAAAAACAAGCCUUUAUUAAUUUUUUUGGUAUUGUCCCACUGUCCUUAACCAGCACUAGUUGUAACUUGUUUUUAUUUAAGUAAUAAAGAAUGAAGAAAAGCCAUUGAGAUAUGAUA
Messenger RNA from Amblyraja radiata (thorny skate), 770 nucleotides. It is a transcript of the gene cetn4, whose product is annotated as centrin 4. The coding region runs from base 158 to 673 and encodes 171 amino acids. The record is from RefSeq and is a predicted model, not a curated record. NCBI's taxonomy places the organism in Eukaryota, Metazoa, Chordata, Chondrichthyes, Rajiformes, Rajidae. Gene Ontology annotation, cellular component: myosin II complex. The transcript has 5 exons. Gene Ontology annotation, molecular function: calcium ion binding.